AUGAAAUCAAUUCUUGUUGAUUCCGAACGUUUUCAUUUGGUGAAAGGUUGGAUUUUAUCGAUGACCGACUGCAAAGAUAAUGAAAACGGAAGUGAUUUUUGGAAUUGGAUUGAAACCAACAAUGAACUGUCGAAAACAGAUUCAACCAAUUUGUUGAAUACAUUUUUCGCGUUUCUCGCUGCCGAUCCAAAUCGUGUUGUUGCCACAGGAUCGAUCGUCGCUGACGAUCGUGAUAUGGGAAAGAAAUUACACUUAGAAGAUGGUGUUUGGAUCGGUGGAGUGAAUGUCCACCGGGAUUUUCGUGGAAAGUCAAUCGGGCGGCUUUUCGUUGAAUAUCUGGACAAUUAUAUUCAACAAACAAUCAACAAAGACACGAUGGUUUAUCUGUUUACAAAUAACCCUCAAGCGAAGAACAUUUAUAGACGAUAUCAUUUUCAAUCCAAGAAAUUAAUCGGGGAAGAAACUUCUACGGUAAGAUGA
Molecule: messenger RNA, 480 nt
Organism: Adineta ricciae
Lineage: Eukaryota; Metazoa; Rotifera; Eurotatoria; Adinetida; Adinetidae
Source: the annotation of a GenBank genome assembly